Messenger RNA from Drosophila ficusphila, 4375 nucleotides. RefSeq names its product phosphatidylinositol 4,5-bisphosphate 3-kinase catalytic subunit delta isoform (gene Pi3K92E). Gene Ontology annotation, biological process: phosphatidylinositol-mediated signaling; cell migration; phosphatidylinositol-3-phosphate biosynthetic process. The record is from RefSeq and is a predicted model, not a curated record. Gene Ontology annotation, cellular component: cytoplasm; phosphatidylinositol 3-kinase complex; plasma membrane. The coding region runs from base 379 to 3645 and encodes 1088 amino acids. NCBI's taxonomy places the organism in Eukaryota, Metazoa, Arthropoda, Insecta, Diptera, Drosophilidae. The transcript has 8 exons. Gene Ontology annotation, molecular function: 1-phosphatidylinositol-3-kinase activity; 1-phosphatidylinositol-4-phosphate 3-kinase activity.
CUGUGACGGUUAACAGACGCAUAACAGCACGUAACUCAACAAUACAAAUAAAAAUAAUUAAAUAUAUUAAAAUCAAACUUUAUUGUUAGCCGAUGGAACGGUGCGUUUAAUAAACAAUAAUGUAGCGGAGUGUCCGAAUUUGCCCAGAACUGAGUGCCGGUGCGGGAAAACAAAGAUCGGCAUGACCAACAACGCGAUUGGCGAGUUGAUUUAAAUGGAAAACUUUGAAAACAACAGUCUCUUGAUAACGAAAGGAGCGAGAGCCCCACUAAAAAUUGCAUGCAAAGCGGAAAAGUCUAGCCUGAUUUACUACAAAGAAACCCUAAGGAAUUGCCAGUAGGAAGAAGGAACUGGUGAUCCUCAAACACAAUCGUCGCCAUGAUGGACAACCGGCAAUUGGCCUACGCCGAGCUCCAAAUGAGGUAUGAGCCACCGGUGGAAGACCUGGACCUGCCCUACAUGCCCUUCUCAUUCAAUCUGUGGAAGAACGAGCCCCCGGACUGGGUAGAUCUUAUAUGCAUGCUGCCCAAUGGAUCCGCGCUGGGCCUGCGGGUCACCCCGGCCACCACCAUCCAGCUGAUCAAGGCGGAGAUGGUCAGCCAGGGCAAGAAGAUGGCGCUGAGUCAUGUGAUCAAGGAGGCCUGCGAGUACCAAGUGUACGGCAUCUCCGCAUUCAACAUCGAACCGUACACGGACGAAACGAAGCGACUGUCCGAGGUACAGCCCUACUUUGGACUCCUUGUCCUCGGCGAUCGCACCGACACCAACAGCAUUUCCAGCGACUACGAGUUGACCAAGAUGGUCAGCGGGAUGAUCGGCCAGUCUUUCGACCACCAUAGGACGCAGGGCACGCCAGAGAUCGACGACUUUCGGUUGAGCAUGAUGCAGAUAACCGAUAGCAUCGAGAUGGAGAGAAAUGUAUACACUUGGCAGCAGCGCCUACUGUACGAGCACCCAUUGCGCCUGGCGAACUCCUCAAAGAUGCCCGAACUGAUACGGGAACGCCACCAAACCCGGACCUUUCUCAUCGUGGUGAAGAACGAGCUUGACCAGAGCUCCUUCACACUGUCCGUGAACGAACAGGACACACCCCUCACCCUCACGGAGAGCACGCUGCAGAAGAUGAACCGAUCGCAGAUGAAGAUGAAUGACCGUGCCACCGACUAUAUACUCAAGGUGAGCGGUCGCGACGAGUACCUGCUCGGCGACUAUCCAUUGAUUCAGUUCCUGUAUAUCCAAGAAACACUCUCGGAUACGGCGGUGCCCAAUGUGGUGCUGCAGCUGGUGUACCGACUGGAGUCGUACAUCAAUCACCACAACGAGCAGGCGAUGGUGCCGAAACGACCACCGCCGAAGAAGCAACCUGCCCUGCUCCCCAAGACGCCCUCGUCGCUGUGGGACAUGGGCAACUACUUCCAGCUGACGCUGCACAGCAUCUCAAACGUGAACUACGACCGUACGCGUGCCUUCAAGGUGGGCGUCCAUGUGGGCCUUUUCCACGGUGAGCAGAAGCUGUGCGCACAGCGGUCGGCGGAUGCGCCGAACAACAACUCAAACACUUUCCUGUUCAACGAUCUGGCGAUGGACUUCGACAUACAGAUGCGCAACCUGCCGCGAAUGACACGCCUCUGCAUUGUGAUCUUUGAGGUGACCAAGAUGUCGCGCUCGAAGAAGUCGUCUAACAACAAGGACACCGCUCUCAAGGAUGUCUCUUACAACAAGAACCCGCUGGCCUGGGUUAACACCACGCUGUUUGACUACAAGGACAACCUGCGCUCCGGUCGCCAAACGCUGUACACGUGGACAUACGCGGACGACAUCCAAUCGGUCGAGGUGUUCCACCCGUUGAGCACUAUUGAACCCAACCCGCGAAAGGAGGAGUGCGCCCGUGUGGAGCUGACAUUCCACAGCGGAUCCGGAAACGUGGUUUACCCCUCCGAGGAGGUGGUGCUGCAGUACGCCGCGGAUCGGGCGCAGGCCACCCGAAAGGAGAAUCUGCUGCAACAGCAACCGGAGAAACCGCUUAAGGAACUGAAAGACUUACUGGCCAAUUACACGGGACUGGACAAGAUCUACGAAAUGGUUGAUCAGGAUCGCAAUGCCAUUUGGGAACGCAGAAACGACAUCAUGCGCGAGGUCCCAGAGGAGCUCUCCAUACUGCUUCACUGCGUCUACUGGAAGGAGCGCGACGAUGUUGCCGACAUAUGGUACCUGCUUAAGCAGUGGCCGCUUAUUUCCAUAGAACGCUCCCUAGAGCUGCUGGACUAUGCCUAUCCAGACCCAGCCGUACGACGAUUUGCCAUCCGGUGUUUACAACUCCUCAAGGACGAAGACCUACUGUUGUACCUGCUGCAACUGGUCCAGGCUAUCAAACACGAAUCGUAUCUGGAGAGCGAUUUGGUAGUGUUUCUUUUGGAGCGAGCGCUGCGAAACCAGCGCAUUGGCCACUACUUCUUCUGGCACCUGCGCUCAGAGAUGCAGACGCCGUCCAUCCAGACUCGGUUCGGACUCCUACUAGAGGUAUACCUCAAGGGCUGCAAACAUCAUGUGGCGCCACUCCGCAAGCAGCUGCACGUGCUGGAGAAAUUGAAACAGGGGUCCCUGAUUGCCAUUCACGGAGGUAGCAGCAAGGAGAAGGUGAAGGCCGUGCUGCAAAACUUUCUUAGGGACCAGCGCAACUCGGCGGUCUUUCAGAACAUCCAGAACCCACUCAACCCAAGCUUCCGGUGCAGCGGGGUUAUUUCAGACCGGUGCAAGGUGAUGGACAGCAAGAUGCGCCCGCUGUGGGUGGUAUUUCAAAACGCAGACGUUAACUCCAGUGAUGUGCACAUAAUUUUUAAGAAUGGAGAUGAUCUGCGCCAGGACAUGCUUACGCUGCAGAUGCUUAGAGUGAUGGACAAGCUGUGGAAAAACGAUGGAUUGGACUUCCGCAUGAAUAUCUACAACUGCAUAAGCAUGGACCAGCGCCUCGGCAUGAUCGAGGUGGUGCGGCACGCAGAGACUAUUGCCAACAUUCAGAAAGAGAAGGGCAUGUUCUCGGCCACGUCACCAUUCAAAAAAGGGUCCCUCCUCAGUUGGCUCAAGGAGCACAAUAGGACCGCCGACAAGCUAAACAAGGCCAUCAACGAGUUCACCCUCAGCUGUGCUGGCUACUGUGUGGCCACCUAUGUGCUGGGUGUGGCCGAUCGGCACUCGGACAAUAUAAUGGUCAAAAAAAACGGACAGCUUUUCCACAUUGACUUUGGGCACAUCUUGGGCCAUUUCAAGGAAAAGUUUAAGGUGCGCCGUGAGCGGGUGCCCUUCGUGUUGACCCAUGAUUUUGUAUAUGUGAUCAACAAGGGCUGCACCGACCGCGAGGCGAAAGAGUUUUGUCACUUUCAGAAAUUGUGCGAGCGCGCCUUUUUAGUUUUACGUAAACACGGCUGCCUUAUUUUAUCGCUGUUCUCAAUGAUGAUUUCAACGGGACUGCCAGAACUGUCAUCCGAAAAGGACUUGAACUACCUACGUGAAACUUUAGUGCUGGAUUAUACGGAAGAAAAAGCACGCGAACAUUUCCAAGCGAAAUUCAGCGAAGCUUUGGUUAACUCCUGGAAGACUUCCCUUAAUUGGGCCUCGCACAACUUCUCCAAAAACAACAAACAGUAAACAGACAACUACAUCGACAUCAAGAACUUGGCAACACGAUCGUAUCGAAGUCAACCUACCAUGCGCCCACAAACAACCCCACUUACCACGUCACUUUUCUUUCCUGCCUGCCUUUCUGAGCCUCUGCAACAGGCGUAGUACAAUUUUGUAUCCAACUCAUGAAGUUCAAAACUAUGUGUUCACUAUGUUAGGCCGAGAUAAGCCCCCCACACAGACAGACCCCUCACCCAUAGAUGAUAAUCCACAAGUGCUCCAAUAUACUUUACUGUUACUUUGUACAUUUACGUGUUCACCUAUUCUUGUAAUUCUAAUCAUUUAUCGCCCCUCAUUCAGUGACCCUUGGACUUUGUUGUCUUUUAAUCAAUUGUUGUUUAAGCACCCCACACAUGCGCACUCGCAUGAACGUGCAAAAAUUGUAUCCUAUUAUGCUAUAUUAAUUUAAGGUCAUUAACUCUAUAAGUUUACAAUCAACGAUUUUCUAUCCCUAAAUUGCGAUUAAUUGUGUACAUUAAUUUAUGUCUGCUUCUGUCGCCAGCAACAAAUCAGCAGUUUUGUGUUUUCCGGUUUCAUUUUAACAUCAGUUCUCUAAUAUUUGUAAUGUAUUUUGUAAAUCGUUGGACAACUACAAUUAAAUGAAACAACUUAAAUACAUAAACGAACGAAUGUAUACAAUUUAAACGAAAAGGAAAAUAUAGAUACAUAAUGUGCUUCUACGUUUACGUACCAACAA